GAGAGUCGAGAGAGGGGAGAUCCACCAGCAGUGUAUCGCUUCAAUCCCCGCUGAGUCUGCCGGUGCACCGCACACACACACACACACCCACACACACUCACACACUCACUGAGGGCUGAGAUGUGACAGUUCACCAGAGGAAAACAGCGUGUUUCUUGUGGGAUUUUUUUAUUGUCAGCUGGAUAAUGGGAGAAGACAUGCGGGGAGUCAUUUUAAAGAUGCGAGCCACUUGGUUUCCCGUGCUUCUCUGUGCCAUGACUUCGGUGUGCGCCUUGGAAGAGACGGUGAUGGAUACAAGGACAGCGACAGCUGAGCUCGGCUGGAUAUCGUUCCCUGCCAACGGAUGGGAGGAGGUGAGCGGUUAUGAUGAAAACCUCAACACCAUCAGGACCUACCAGGUGUGCAAUGUGUUUGAUCCCAGCCAGAACAACUGGCUCCUCACGACUUAUAUCGACCGGCGGGCUGCGCAACGUAUCUAUGUGGAGAUUCGCUUCACCGUACGCGACUGCGCUUCCAUCCCCAGCGUCCUGGGCUCCUGCAAAGAGACGUUCAACCUGUACUAUCUGGAGACCGAAAGGACGUUGUCACAGAGCAUCAAAGGGGUGGAGUACUGGGCCAAUGCCCCUUUUCUUAAGGUGGACACUAUCGCAGCAGAUGAGAGUUUCUCCCAGGUGGAUUUUGGUGGAAGGCUAAUGAAGGUGAACACAGAAGUUCGGAGUUUCGGGCCAUUGUCCAAAGGCAGAGGCUUCCAUUUGGCGUUCCAGGAUUUGGGCGCUUGCAUGUCUCUUCUGGCUGUCAGAGUAUUCUAUAAGAAAUGCCCCAGCGUGGUGCAAAACUUUGCCUUCUUCCCAGAGACCCUGACUGGAGCGGAGUCCACCUCAUUAGUCAUCGCUAGAGGAAGUUGUAUCCCCAACGCUGAGGAAGUAGACGUGCCCAUAAAGCUCUACUGUAACGGAGACGGAGAGUGGAUGGUCCCCAUCGGCAGCUGCAGCUGCAAAGCGGGUUAUGAACCAGACAAUGACAACGUGUGUCGAGCUUGCCCUCAGGGGACCUUUAAGUCAUUCCAGGGUGCUGGGUUAUGUCAGCAAUGUCCGCUCAACAGUCGCUCCACCAUCGAGGCUGCCACAAUCUGCAGUUGUCGCAACGGUUAUUACCGUGGAGACAUGGACAAACCAGAGAACGUGUGCACCAGUGUUCCUUCAGCCCCGCGCAACGUGGUCUCAGUCGUCAACCAGACAUCGGUGCAGCUGGAGUGGCACCCCCCACGUGACACCGGGCACCGGGACGACAUGUCGUACAACGUUUUGUGCCGCCGGUGCCACAGCAGCGAGCGCCGGGCAUGUCAGCCAUGUGACGACAGCGUAGUAUUUGUUUCAGACAAGCAAGGGUUAAAGGAAACGAGGGUGGAGAUCAGCAAGCUGCGGGCCCACACACCUUACACCUUCGAAAUACAGGCAGUAAACGGCGUCUCCAACAAGAGCCCUUAUCCCGCCCAGCAACUGUCAAUCAACAUUACAACCAAUCAGGCUGCUCCCUCUGUAGUUCCCAUAAUGCACCAAGUGAGCUCAACAAGCCGCAGUUUCUCGUUGUCAUGGCCACCGCCCGAACAGCCCAACGGAAUUAUCCUCGACUACGAGAUACGAUACUUUGACAAGUCCCUGUCGUCAGUACUGAACAGUUCAGUGGUCCAGAGCGAAACACCCAAUGUUGUUCUGGAGGGUCUGAGGGCGGGGACCGGCUACGUGGUGCAGGUGAGGGCUCGCACUGUGGCCGGCUACGGAGCCUACAGCAAGGAAAUGCUCUUCCAAACGCUCACCGACGAUGAGUAUAAGUCAGAGCUGGGACAGCAGCUCUCCCUGAUUGCAGGCUCUUUAGUAGGUGGAGUUUGUAUUGUCUCAUUGGUAGCUAUCGCCAUCAUCUGCACCAGAAGAAGGCAGUUGAAAGAGAGUGUGUACGGUGACAAGCUGCAGCAGUACAACGCAGGAGGAGAUGUGACUCUGAGGCCUGACAUGUUCAGUGGUCCUACCCCCACUGUGACCUUUCCUACCUUGUCUGAAGGCCAUAGUUCACCGGGGGUCAAGAUCUACAUUGACCCCUUCACCUACGAGGACCCCAACGAGGCUGUCAGGGAGUUUGCCAAGGAAAUUGACCCCUCCUGUGUCAAAAUAGAGGAAGUCAUUGGAUCAGGUGAGUUUGGGGAGGUGUACAAGGGUCGCCUAAAGCCUGUUGGGAAAAAAGAAAUUCCUGUGGCCAUCAAGACCCUGAAGGUUGGCUACUCUGAGAGACAGAGGAGGGACUUCCUGUCUGAGGCGUCAAUCAUGGGCCAGUUCGACCAACCAAACAUCAUCAGACUGGAGGGCGUGGUCACCAAGAGCAGGCCUACGAUGAUCAUCACAGAGUUCAUGGAGAACGGAGCACUUGACUUGUUUCUCAGGCAAAACGAUGGGCAGUUUCCAGUGAUCCAGCUGGUUGGUAUGCUGAGGGGCAUCGCAUCUGGAAUGAGAUACCUGGCGGAAAUGAGUUAUGUUCACCGGGACCUGGCGGCUCGGAACAUCCUGGUUAACAGUAACUUGGUGUGUAAGGUUUCUGAUUUUGGAUUAUCACGUUAUCUGGAGGAGGACACCUCUGACCCUACCUACACCAGCUCACUGGGCGGUAAAAUCCCAGUGCGGUGGACGGCUCCGGAGGCGAUUGCCUACAGAAAGUUUACAUCAGCUUCAGAUGUCUGGAGUUAUGGGAUCGUCACCUGGGAGGUGAUGUCAUACGGAGAGAGGCCUUACUGGGACAUGAGCAACCAAGAUGUGAUAAAUGCCAUUGAGCAGGACUUCAGGCUGCCAGCUCCCAUGGACUGUCCGGUUGUGCUGCACCAGCUAAUGCUGGACUGCUGGCAGAAAGACAGGAACGCACGGCCUAAGUUCCCAGAUAUUGUCAGCAUGUUGGACAAAAUGAUACGCAACCCUGCAUCUCUUAAAGCCGGCACCAACAACAUUGCCCCCGGUCCAUCCCAUCAUCCUUUGUUAGACCGUGGCGCUCCAGACCUAAGCAGGUUGAGCUCUGUGGAAGACUGGCUGGCUGCAUUGAAGAUGACCCAGUACCGAGACUCCUUCCUGGGCUCGGGCUUCACUUCUUUGCCGCUCAUCACACAAAUCACAGCCGAAGAUCUUCAGAGGAUUGGAGUGUCUUUAGCCGGACACCAGAAGAAAAUCCUGACCAGUGUUCAGUCGAUGAGGCACAACAUUGAUGACCAGUCUCCUACUGGAUCUGUGUAACGACACAGGGGAGCGACCCAGUAUGAAAUAUCGACACGUGUACAGUCUGAACGAGCAAGCUAUCAUCUUUACGCUACUGUUUUACCCUCCUAUCUUGGAAAUCUUAACCACUUUGCAAGAAUUUAACAAUCACUGUGGCCAUUUUUGUAUCUUUGUGGCCUCAGCAGUCACCAGGUCCCUCCUUCAUUCAGUGGACAGACAUCACACCAUUAAGCAGAUUGAUUUAAACUAAAUGUUAACCAGUAAACUUAGAUCGGGGAGCCUGGACACACUCCAACCACACCUCUAACAACUUGGAAGGCUUACUAAUCACACCAUCCUGUACAGUUUUUCUCAGUUUCCUCAACCCACCAUCCAUUUCUCAUCCAUUCCGCCGGACCCCACUUCUCCAUUUCCAUCCCCCUCAUCCCAACCCCAUCCCUCCCCCUCAUGCAUUUACCCAUGACCCCAUCCAUCCCCCUGCUCGUCCCUAUUCAUCCCUUCUUAUUCAAUCCAGUCUCCGGGUACUGUCUGAGACACGUUGUGGGACUCCAGAGUCCCUUCCUUCCCAGCCUUCAUACAUCUGUCCCAGACAGGCCUAACCAGUCAACCAGUCACCAGCCUCCCCCGCGUUCAUCACCUUCUUUGCAUUUGUUCAUUCAUCCUCAAGAUCCUCAUAUUAUUAAACCUUUACAUGAUUGCUACAUAAUGGUCAUGGUGGGGUCCUUGCUAGUGAAAUGCCUCUUGGAGAGAAUUAAAUUUAGAUGUAGUGCAAGAGGAAAAACAAGGAAGACAUGAUUUGUGACUGCAAAAAAAUAAUGCCUGGACUUUUCUGUCUGAGUCAAACAGGUACAAUCACAAACCCCAUUCCCUCUUGCCCCGCUGUUUGAUUUGAAGACAGCGUGGCCUGGUUUUUUAUAUAAGGAUAAAUCACACAAACAUGCUACUGUGAAGACAAAACUGACCAAACAGACAUUUAUAUGAAGGGACACAAACUGGACGAAUAGCCUGACAAAAUGGUCUUUCUGGAGACCCAUUGCAGGCUUUUUAAGCUCCAGUAUGUUUUGUUGAGACUACUUCAGUGUGUUGGUGAAAAUUGCGACCAUUUGAAUCCAGACAAGAGCCAACAGUUAAUGGGACUUUGUGAAUCCAUCUUCAUAUUGAAGAGUCUGUACAUAUUAUGAUAUGGGAUGUUAAUUUCCUAUUUGCUCAUUUGCUUUCACUUUUGCCGACAGCAUCAAACAAUUAAUUGUCAGUGGUGUAUUUUGUGAGCUCUGUAUGAUUAUCUUCCUCUGCCUGGACCAUCACUGGUACACACUUUUAAGUGCUGUGGACUGCACAAAAACACAACAGAAAAUAGGUUUCAUGCUUCUAUUUUUUGUACUUCCCAUGCAGCAAAAGGAAAAAUACUCCUCAACACAGAGAGCUAGCAAAGCCUGGCCUACUUAAAGUACUUAAUUCAAAGGUUACUCAUAAUGGAUGAUGUUUUACAAUCAGCACAUAUACCCUCUGAGUAAAGGCAAUGACAGAGCAGGUAACGGAAAACAAAAUUGGAUAAAGAACUAUUAAACCAUUGCAGUGUAAUAUGGGUUUUCCUGGCUAGGAAUUAAUGCAGGCUUUAGAUAAUAGAAGAAAUGGAAAAAACGGCUUAAGAGACUGUAGUUAUGGAGUCAUUAUCAGCUGCUUAGAUGCACCUGUUGUGAGUGAACACAGCAGUGACCAUACUAUCUCAAAAGGCAGAAAAGGUUAACCAUCCGAAGUUCUUGUGAUUUGGCUGCAAAUCCUAAAGCUGACUUCCAGUCAGGAAUUAAUACACGGCCUGAACAAACCAGACAUCUAAUGGUGGUUUACCAUUUGCACAUGAAACAAAUGUAAUUUCUGUCAUAACUGUAUGGCUGCAGUCCAGAUGGUAAUCACUCUACAGUAGGCAGGGGCCUUUGUAUCAAUUUGUUCAUCAUUGGCUGUCGGACAUGUCAUUAUUGUUAGUCACAUUUCCUCCCGAUUGACUGUCAGUUUGCAGAUGAAGUGACCCAUCCACGUUCAUCUGUGGACAGCAACCUUUUCAAUGGCGGGCAUUACCCAAAACUAAUUUACAAGCAACACAGACUGAAUUCUUUGACUUGUCAGAGAAAACGAUCUAACAAGAAGAGACAGUGAAAUAAUAAAAUUCUGAAGGUGUCAAGAAGGAAAUUGCUGGCGUAUUUAUCAUGUUUUGGUGCAGAAAUGUGAUGUUUGACUCACUCAUCUUCACAAAAUAUGAUAGCAAGAAUGCCUGAUCUCCCUCUGGGGCCUGCUGAUGGAGAAGCAAUGGAAGAUCUCUUUUAUGUUAGUGCUAAGCAGAUUACCAGCUGUGAAACAACAGCAAGCUCGCUCUGCCUUUAGCCCAAACCUCUGGUCAUGCGUGGGCCCCCACAUCCCAAGGAUUACCAGUCUGCAGCACUGAUUGGAUGUUCUGAUUUCUAUUUGUCAUUCCCCUUGGAACCAUGCUCAUAAUGACAGAAGUGAGAGUAUUUAGUUGUUUGCUUUCAACACGUUUUAUGGCUGACAUGUCCUACAGGUCGAUGUGUUUUUUUUUUGUCUCACACCGCUGCUCUCCACUGCCGGGACGGCCCAAUCUCUUUUAUUAAUGAAUUUUGUGACAUUGAGAAGUCCGCAACUAUUUAAAACCUCUAAACAUUUCAGUUUCCACUUUUUUGGGGAGAGAAAACUCAGCUCCGCUGGAAUUACAUCUGUUGCCUGGCAACGAUAGGUUAUUGAACGUUUUAUCAGGAAGUAUAGAUCAACUGGGAGCUCGUCAGUGGUUCAGAGGCAUAAUUCAUUGUAAAUAGAUGCCUGUGGAAAAAACUGUUUCAGCGCUCGGGGGUUUAACAAAGAUUGAGACAAUGAGUGCUCAUAUUGAACACCAUCUAAACAUAAAAAAUGUCAUGCAGAAGAAAUGAAAGGUUCCAGCACAGACAGCCUUCUUAGUGUAACAUGUGGCUAUUUGUGAUGUGUAUAUCCUUUGCUUUGUGUUUUCUUUUUUUCAAUUUAACAAGGUUAGAUAUGAGCUUUCAAAGGUAUUUCACAUGUUUCUGUGUCAGUGUUUGAGAAAGACGUACACGAUUCACAGCACGUCUUGUAAUUUAUACUUUGAAAUGUCUUGGUUUGAGGGCAGAUAUACAACCCAGAGAGAAUAUCCCAGGGACAAAACAGAUGUGAGUUUUGUCCAAAGUGCUGCAUAAAAUGGGAACGUUUAUCGGUACAUGGUGCAUUAUUUAAAAAGAUACAGGAUAAAGUGCUUUAAGAGUUCAUCUAGAAAACUGUUUGAUGUUAGUUUUCUGAAGUGCUUAUUAAAAGUUAAAUCCACCCUAAA
Etheostoma cragini (Arkansas darter) is the source of this 6600-nucleotide messenger RNA. RefSeq names its product ephrin type-B receptor 1-like. The transcript has 20 exons. Gene Ontology annotation, molecular function: protein binding; ATP binding; transmembrane-ephrin receptor activity. The record is from RefSeq and is a predicted model, not a curated record. The coding region runs from base 186 to 3269 and encodes 1027 amino acids. Gene Ontology annotation, biological process: cell surface receptor protein tyrosine kinase signaling pathway; axon guidance; protein phosphorylation. Gene Ontology annotation, cellular component: neuron projection; plasma membrane. Lineage: Eukaryota; Metazoa; Chordata; Actinopteri; Perciformes; Percidae.